Messenger RNA from Grus americana (Whooping crane), 1123 nucleotides. Its product is annotated as PHD finger protein 7-like. The transcript has 8 exons. The coding region runs from base 116 to 1123 and encodes 335 amino acids. NCBI's taxonomy places the organism in Eukaryota, Metazoa, Chordata, Aves, Gruiformes, Gruidae. The record is from RefSeq and is a predicted model, not a curated record. Gene Ontology annotation, cellular component: nucleus.
GGGCCUGCGAUACAAGCUCACCGUGUCCCACUGCUCUCUAAGGGUUGGCAGAGGAGUGUGCAGAGGAGAAACCCCGGCACUGCUGCGGCAGAGCCUCUCCAAGCACUUGCUGUCCAUGUGCACCGCGUUCGCGAUGAAGCAGCAGGACCCCGACUCGAGGGAGCAAGCAUGCAUGCUGUGUCGCCGGGCAGAGGCUGACCCGGAUAUCUGUGGGUGCAAAAGCGCAAAGAAGGGGCUCUGUGCCCACACCUAUUGCCUGUUCCUUGCCAGCGGGCUUUUUCCACAAGAGAGCAGGAACGGGUUUCUCACUGAGGACACCAGACGCGCAAUCCAGGAGGCAGCCCAGAAGCGCUGCUUCGUUUGCGGCGAGACGGGCGCCGCCAUCACCUGCCAGCAGAAGGGGUGCGACCGCAGCUUCCAUCUCCCUUGCGCCUCAGAGGGUGAAUGUGUCACCCAGUUCUUCGGGCUGUACAGGUCCUUCUGCUGGGAGCACCGCCCAGAGCAGGCAGUGCAGGCCGCUCCAGAGCAGAACACCACCUGCAUCAUCUGCCUGGGCCUCGUGGAGGACAAAAAGUCCUACCACACCAUGGUGUGCCCAGCAUGCCAACACGCCUGGUUCCACCGGACCUGCAUCCAGAAGCAGGCUAUCCAUGCCGGCGUCUGCUUCCGCUGCUUGCGUUGCCAAAGCAAAGAUCAGUUCGUGAUGGAAAUGCUCACCAUGGGGAUUCGAAUCUCCAAGAGACAACCGUCACGGGAGAGCGACCAGGCAUUUGGGCUGGUGUAUCAGAGGCACAUCCGCUGCAAUGCCAGCAAGUGCCUUUGUCUGGGAGGCAGGGAGCAGGCAGAGGAAGAGGGGUCCUGGCAGAUGCUCCUGUGUAGCUCCUGCGCAGCCAAAGGCAUCCACAGGCGCUGCUCCUACCUGAGGAACAGCGCAACCACCUGGCAGUGUGACUGCUGUGCUGGCCUGGGCCCUGGCGCCAGUGACAAGUCAGAGCUUGCCAGCAUCAGAACCGCCAGCCAGGCGGCAUCGGGGCUGUCCCAUGGCUCCCUGGUGCCUGAGAGCAGCAGGCCCAGCACCAUCACCUACCCCCACGGGGCCAUCCCGCAGCUCCCCAGGGCCUGA